UUUGCCGAGACGCGCGUUUCUAGGCUUGAAUGUUUCGAGUGUACUGUACUGUUUUUAGGUUAUAUUUUAACCAUAAAAACUAGAGAUAAAUCUUCAUGAUUUUACACUGUGGUGAAGUGAUGAAGUGAAAAGACACCAUCUCUAAAAUGGAUCAUUUUGAUUACACAGUAAAUAACUUUGAAGAAGGACAAUUCGAUACAUCGAGCGAAUAUUGUGAUAAUGUGAAUGACAUAAAUAGUCAUAAACACGGUGAUGAACUUUUAAUCGAUCUUGUGCGAUCUCGUCCUUAUCUUUACGAUAAAACGCAAAGAGAAUACAAGAACACGAAUAUAAAAGAAAAUGCAUGGAUAGAAAUGGCUAGCAUUUUGAAUAUUACAGUAUCAGAUUGCCAAACACGAUGGACACGCCUCCGUCAACGUUAUAGCAAAGAACGAAUAUUGCGUGAACAAGAAACCAGGAAUGGUGCUGGAAAGCCUACACGAUCAAAGUGGUUUCUCUUCGACAGCCUCAACUUUUUAGGAAAGCAUAUUGCCCAAAGAAAAAGUAUUACGAAUAUGAGUUUUUCUCAGUCACCCACUUCAAUAAUACAUCAAGCAAAUAAAGGAAUAAAUCAAGAUUCAGAAGAAAACAUUAGGAAACAAGAAGAAAUAACUUCACCUCAGAUAACCAGCCAGAUGAUGUUGUUCUCUCAGAAUACAUCUGUAAUUUCCAGGAACAACAUAUCAUCAUUAGAACUUGAACAGGUAACAACAACAAGUAUAGUAUAUACCUUUUUAAAAAAAGGUA
Molecule: messenger RNA, 786 nt
Organism: Vollenhovia emeryi
Lineage: Eukaryota; Metazoa; Arthropoda; Insecta; Hymenoptera; Formicidae
Exons: 4
Biological process (GO): regulation of transcription by RNA polymerase II
Cellular component (GO): nucleus; transcription regulator complex
Source: RefSeq, a predicted model, not a curated record